CCUCGGUCAAAAAAGAAACAACAAAAAGAGAAAAACACGUCAGAUAUUGAAAUACAAUCUUGGCCGUCCAGAAUUUUUCUUGACCUCCAAGGGAAGAACGUACUUGGAUUUGGAAACUUCUGUCACCUUCUCAAUUCUUUCUUCCUCUCCCAUAAAACCGGAGUCACACAAAAAGCCCAAUCCUCCUGAGAAGUCAUACCAUUCGUCUCUGUUAUCUCUCAGAUUCUUUCAUUUUCCAGGAACCCGAUCGAGAUGAACCAGUUCGUUGCCAGGUCGUCGGCGCUCCGCGGCCUGCUGGUCAAUGAAGCAAGACGGCACUACGUGUCUCCGGCGCAGUCGUCGGCGAGUGUCCUGAUGCGGCUUGUGGAAGUUCCGCCGGCGGGAACGGCGAAGGCGGAGCAAAUCAAGAGAUUUAACGCGGCGUCGUUUGGCGGUUCUGGUUGGAGCAGGAUGAUGAGUACUUCUUCUUCCUCUUCCUCUGCUCUGGCUGAGAAGGAGAACGGCGAGAAGGAGAAGGCAGCGGAAGCGGAGAGUAAGUCAGGCGGCGGUGCUGAAAGUACUGUACCGGUGGUUUCGAGCUACUGGGGGAUCGCGAGGCCGAAGAUCGUCAGAGAAGACGGGACGGAGUGGCCGUGGAACUGCUUCAUGCCGUGGGAAACCUAUCGUUCCGAUACUUCAAUUGAUCUCAGCAAGCAUCACCUCCCGACGACCUUCCUCGACAAAGUGGCUUACAGAACUGUCAAAAUCCUCCGGAUCCCCACCGACAUAUUCUUCCAGAGGAGGUAUGGCUGCCGUGCAAUGAUGCUAGAGACAGUGGCAGCAGUCCCUGGAAUGGUAGGAGGGAUGCUGCUCCACUUACGCUCGCUUCGCAAGUUCCAGCCCAGUGGCGGGUGGAUCAAAGCUCUGCUCGAAGAGGCAGAGAACGAGAGGAUGCAUCUGAUGACAAUGGUGGAGCUGGUGCAGCCCAAGUGGUAUGAGAGGGCCCUGGUUCUAGCUGUGCAAGGGGUGUUCUUCAAUGCCUACUUUCUGCUGUACAUGAUUUCGCCCAAACUGGGACAUAGAGUCGUGGGUUACUUGGAAGAGGAAGCUAUUCACUCGUACACCGAGUAUCUGAAAGACAUCAAGGAAGGGAAGAUCGAGAACGUUCCAGCUCCUGCUAUUGCCAUUGAUUACUGGAGGCUGCCCAAAGAUGCUACUCUGGAGGAUGUUAUCGUUGUCAUCCGUGCUGAUGAGGCUCACCAUCGUGAUGUCAACCACUUUGCUUCUGAUAUCCAUUACCAGGGCAAGGAAUUGAGGGAGGCGCCUGCACCAGUUGGGUAUCAUUGAUGGAUGCCAUGCAAUGCUCCUUUCAUGUUUCCAUAAGAGGAUGGUAGAUGAGUUUUACUUAGUAUCAUCGUAUUAAUCUGCUUCCAGAAAACCAUCGUCUUCGAUAAUAUCCAGCCGAUAUUGCCAUUUGUAUAGAUAGAAGAUCGAAGCUUGCACUGAUCUAUUACCUUUGCUAUCCCUUUCAAACGAUACGGAACCAUCAAUGUAUGUCGAAUUUUACUCUUAAGUUUUGUGUCCGCGAGUGAUUAGCCUGCAUUUUCGCAUGAGAAUGUGGCUGGCCUUUUAUUCAAAAUUCUCUCGAACAUUUUCAGACCUUUGUAGAGAAAGAUUGAACAUUUUGCGAAAGGUGACGGUGACGCAAUUAGAGUGAAGAGAAAUUGACGACGUGAAAGAAGAAAGCAGAAAGGUAUCAAAUACAACACCUUUCUAUACGAACUAUUCAUCGUCUACUCCCCAUAUGUAUAAGCUAUCUUACAAAGCUCUAGUCAACCUCUGAACUCUACAAUCAAUCCCAGCAGCAAAGCUUGCCAAAAAAACAAUUUAGAAAAUGCAAGAGCAAUGAGGGAAAGAGCAAAGAUUAAGGCGCCACCACCAACAAACCCUCACUUCACUUCGACCCCAAUUGAUUGUCAAACCAAGAGCAAAAGGAAACAACAAAGAAAGAGCCAGAAGAAACAUAGAAAUGAAAUGAACACGAAAAC
Molecule: messenger RNA, 2027 nt
Organism: Linum trigynum
Lineage: Eukaryota; Viridiplantae; Streptophyta; Magnoliopsida; Malpighiales; Linaceae
Source: the annotation of a GenBank genome assembly